CGGUAGCUAACAGCUAAUCGAGGCUUUAAAAGUUGUCCGGAUGUGACGUCAUCAGACGCUUGUUUGUGCCCGGCGGUGGGCGUGGCUUGACAGUAAUGUAAACAGCUACCCGUUCAGCAGCAGACAGAGGAGCAGCUUCUGGACCCGUUACCGGUAAGAUGUGAAUCAGAAAACCGACUGUUGGCCCCGGUGUGAUGGAGGAGACUCACUGGACGCUCUGCUGACAGGAAGUCUUUGUCCUGCUGACGGACUCAAAGGACGGAGGACUUCCUGUGUAGGAGAGGAGCCUUCAUGUCUAUUUUUAGAACUAUUAAAUUCAUGACAAAGGACUCGACUUGAGCGAGAAGCUGUAAGUGGUGUUCGGUGUCAGAACGCAUCAGCAGACAGAAAAGUGUGUUUACAUAAAACAGGAGAUUUCUGUGAGGAUCCUGUGGCGGCCAUGUUGGCGCCUCAACUGCUGCCUCCGUCCUCCGUAACCUCUCCUCCGUCUGAGAUCAACGUUUAGUUUGUGAUCUUCUGAAGAGGAGGGCCUCGCUUUCGUGAUUCAUUUUUUGUUCUCAGAAGUUUUCUCUCCUCGUCUCUAACUGUCCGCUGGUCAUGGCCGAGUCCAGCUCUGACCUGCUGAUCGAUCUCAGCAAACAAACAACACCUCUACCUGCAGAAAGCAUCUCCAAAGAACUGAUUGUUACCAUGACAACAGAGAGGCCCGGAGACCUCACAGCCGAUGUCCCGAGCAGCAACGGAGCUGCCGACAGUCCUCUUCCCACUAAAGUCCAGCAGCAAGAAGAGGAGGAGGCCACGCCCACGCCGCCAGAGACCUCAUCAUCACUGUCGUCCGGAAAUGGGACAGUGACCGCCAUUACCACAGAAGAAGAAUCUCUGUCAACGCUGCUCAGACACAUCCAGAGUGUAGGAGGAGCAGACAGAAAAGGAGAGCCAGGUCUGGAUCUGGACCUGGAGGAAGGCUCUUCUGUGGCAACAGCGGGCGGCUCAGACGAACAGCGGGAGUCCACAGACUCCGCCUCCUUCUCCAUCCCCAGCCUGUCUGACGGCGUGACAGCUGCAGGAAACUCCCUGGAGGUGGAGGACGGCUGCUCCUCGUCGUACUCUGCUCUGGGAGUGGAGGGCCGUUCGCCGUCCACCGAAAUCCCGAGUCUGAAGGAUGAGGAGGCGCAGGAGGCCACAGUUGCCCUCCUGCCCACAGAGGGCGCUGCUGCUGCUGCUGUGUCAGAGUCCGGGCCGUCCAUGCCGGCGUAUUACCUGGUGAAGUGGAUCACCUGGAAAGAGAAGAAGACUCCCAUCAUCACGCAGAGCGAGAACGGACCCUGCCCCCUGCUGGCCAUCAUGAACACACUCUUCCUGCGCUGGAAGGCGAAACUUCCUGCUCAGACUGAAGUGGUGACCACGGAGGACCUGAUGGCUCACCUGGGAGAGUGUGUGUUGUCUGUUACACCCAGAGAGAAGGCUGAAGGGAUGGAGCUCAACUUCCAGCAGAACAUGAGUGAUGCCAUGGCGGUGCUCCCGAAGCUCUCCACAGGUCUGGAUGUGAAUGUUCGAUUCACAGGUGUGACGGACUUUGAGUACACACCUGAGUGUAUCGUGUUCGACCUGCUGAACAUCGCGCUGUACCACGGCUGGCUGGUCGACCCCCAGAGUCCAGAGAUGGUGGCCUCUGUGGGUAAACUGAGCUACAACCAGCUGGUGGAGAAAAUCAUCGACUACAAACACUCUCCAGACAGCUGCAGAGUCAGUGAAGGUAACACACACACAGACACAGACACACACACACAGACACAGACACACACACACAGACACACAGACACAGACACACACACACACACACAGACACACACACACACACACACACACAGACACAGACACACACACACACAGACACACACACACAGACACAGACACACACAGACACACAGACACACAGACACACACACAGACACACAGACACAGACACACACACAGACACAGACACACACAGACACACAGACACAGACACACACACACACACACACACACACACACACACACACACACACACA
Molecule: messenger RNA, 2054 nt
Organism: Labrus mixtus (cuckoo wrasse)
Lineage: Eukaryota; Metazoa; Chordata; Actinopteri; Labriformes; Labridae
Product: ubiquitin carboxyl-terminal hydrolase MINDY-1-like
Exons: 8
Biological process (GO): protein K48-linked deubiquitination
Cellular component (GO): cytosol; cell periphery
Molecular function (GO): cysteine-type deubiquitinase activity; cysteine-type carboxypeptidase activity; K48-linked deubiquitinase activity
Source: RefSeq, a predicted model, not a curated record